Messenger RNA from Medioppia subpectinata, 722 nucleotides. The record is from the annotation of a GenBank genome assembly. NCBI's taxonomy places the organism in Eukaryota, Metazoa, Arthropoda, Arachnida, Sarcoptiformes, Oppiidae.
AUCGUCGCAUUCGCGAUGACAAGCAUUACAUGUAUUUAGACAUCGGAUUAGAGUUCGAGUCCGCGAACAACAGGCCGUCCGUCGGUCGCCGACAAUACAAAGCGAUGAUAAUGUCUGCCAUUCGGUCGCUGUUCGGGGACUUCGGGACAGCCGUUGGCCUCCAUUUGAUUCAUUACAGAGACAGUGACUACAGGGCUAUCAUUAGGACUAAUGCCAAAAAUUUAGUUGUCGUCCGAAACGCGUUAAUAAUGCCAUCGGUUUGGGAACAAAGAGUCCAUUGUUUUCGCAUUUAUAAGAUAACGCAUUCGCUGUCAUCGCUGGCCAUCGAUGCCAUAAAACCAUUAAUUAUGACACAAAUCAAUGAGUGGACGACUGACUGGAACAUCGAUGGGAUGAAGCGUCCGAAUGAGAACCGCUGUCAAUGUGUUCAUCGGUUAACGACAGACCAGUGGUAUCGGCCGAUGAGGAACUCGUCGGUCAAUUUGCCGAAAGGCUGUCACCGGUGUUGUGAUCGGACUGUGGGCUCGCAGUGGGGGCCCUAUCGUUGUCCGGAUCACCACAACUACUGCUUUCAUCGACGUUUGCAUCGACUCGCGUCUCGCCGACGAGUGGCAGACCAGCGGUGGCCCCGAUAUAGCGCUGAAGAGCGUCCCGUAACGGACGGUACGAAUCGGUGUCGCCAUCGGUUGGGAUUGGGGGCAGAAGUCGGGCUAUUGUGCCGG